GAAUGAUUCGUGCAUGUUGAAGUGAUAUGUGUAUUUUACGCGAACUUUCUUGCACUUUGCCAGAAUGUAAGGGCGUUGUUGAUCAAGUAUCUCCUCACUACAGACUUCCUGCACAUCAAGGGCAUGGAGGGCUCUCUGGGUGGCGCGACCAUGGCCGGUAUGCCGUCGGCCGAAGUGGAGAAAGUCAAGGUGGCUGUGCUGGCGGCGGGUGCGUUCGGCAUCGCCAUGGCGACGCUGGCGGCUCGGCGCAAGCACGACGUCGUGCUCUACGCCCGCGACGCGGAUGUGGUACAGUCCAUCAACGAGACGCACCGCAGCCCUCGCGUGUUCCCGCAGUUCGAACUUCUGCCCAAUAUCCGCGCCACGACGUCCGUGGCUGAAGCCACUAGCGACGCCAAGAUUGUGAUCGUGUGUCUCCCGGCUCAGCUCACUCCCGACUUCCUGGCCCUGCACCGCGACGACAUCCCGACGGACGCUGUGCUGGUCAUCACAUGCAAGGGGUUGUACCUAAAGACAAAGCAGCUGCUGGCCGUGCCUAUUCUGGAGGCACUACAGCGCGACCAGCCUCUGGCCUUCCUCUCGGGUCCAUCCUUCGCGCUCGAGCUCAUGAACAACGCGCCGUCGGCGGUCGUCGUGGCUGCCAAACUGCUCUACCAUGCGGUCUACGUGCAGCGACGUCUUUCCACCGUCGACUUCCGCAUCUACAGCUCGCAGGAUAUCGUGGGCGUGCAGCUUGGUGGUGCUCUGAAGAACCCACUGGCCAUCGGCGCCGGUAUGGUUGAGGGCUCCGGCUACGGUAUCAACACGCUCGCGGCCUACGUUACACGCAGCUCAUUGGAGCUACAGAAACUCUGUUUGGCGAUGGGUGGUCAGCCCAUAACCAUCUCUGGCCUCGCAGGCAUCGGAGAUCUCAUGCUUACGGCCUUCGGUAGUCUCUCACGUAACCGGACGUUCGGUCUUCGCCUCAUCCAGGGCGAGAAGGCCGAGGACCUGCUACGUGAGACCACAGUCGAGGGCGUCCCUACAGCCGAAGUCGCUGUCUACUUCGCCGAGCAAUGUGGCCUCGACCUGCCUAUCUUCCGCACCGUCAACGCCAUGAUCAAGGGCCACGUCAAGCGAGAGCAGCUUCAGGAACUGCUCAUGAAUCGACCUCUCAAAUCCGAGACCUGAUCGAGUAGAGGUGCACAAGAACUGAAAAAUCUGUCGAUGUAGUAAGGGAUUCUUUUUUGUGUGUAUACUCCCUCACUGCCUCCCCACCUCACCCGAGAUUGUAAUUGAAUGAAAAUUGACUGAAUCGCUUGCUAAGGGAAUUGCCAGCAUCAGCGCUCGGGUCGUAAGCUGCUGAAGGCGGACCUUCAUCGAUAAACUCUGGGUCCACAUAUCUGGUAUCUGUCUCGCCGCUGAGCUUUGGCGUCCAGUGGGCUUUGACUUCUCGUCGCAAUAGUUUAUCCCAGUCAAUAUGCCUAAAGAACCGACAGCCUUUGAUGGCGUCCACGCCGCCCAUGCGCUCCGAUCCAAGUCGCUGCUUCGGGUCCUUGCACAGUAAACC
Molecule: messenger RNA, 1549 nt
Organism: Phytophthora nicotianae INRA-310
Lineage: Eukaryota; Oomycota; Peronosporomycetes; Peronosporales; Peronosporaceae
Exons: 1
Coding region: 124-1170 (348 amino acids)
Biological process (GO): carbohydrate metabolic process; glycerol-3-phosphate catabolic process
Cellular component (GO): glycerol-3-phosphate dehydrogenase (FAD) complex; cytosol
Molecular function (GO): NAD binding; glycerol-3-phosphate dehydrogenase [NAD(P)+] activity
Source: RefSeq, a predicted model, not a curated record